AUGUGGGCUCCUGCCACACUCGGAGCAAGAGAUGCCACCACCAUCCCUCUUACGACAAGCACCGCAACUUUGAGGAAGUCGUCCUCCCAAAGGGCAUGCCCCAAUCUGAUGAAGAGUCACUCAGUUUUGAGUGCAUGUCAAAAGAAGGGGCUGUGGAAUUUGGCGCUCGUCAAGUUGCAGCAUCUCCUAGAAGUCGGGUGGGUGGACGACAUUAGCUAUGGCAUGACUAUGAAGGCAUGCAGUAUAGCAGCGCAGUGGGCAACUGCACUGCAACUCCUCUAUUCGUUGAACUCCAGAAAGCCGGGCUCCAGCAACAUCAUCUUCACCACAUGCAUAUCUUCGCUAGAUGGUAGCACUUUCUGGAAUGCAGCGUUGCACUUGCUUUCUCUCAUGCGCCAUUGUGGUAUGGUGCCAGGCGUUGUUUGCUCCAACGUCGUCCUGAGCGUGUGUCAAACGUCGUGGAAGAUGGCUUGCCGAUUGAUGAGCUCCGUGUUCAAUUCAGCAAUGCGUCUAGACAUGUACUCCUACAGCUCUACGAUGACAUCUUGUUCUUGGCGGAGGUCUUUCAGCCUGCUUGGCCGGAUGGGGCUGUCUGGGGUUCGGCCUGAUGUGGUCUGCUACUCUUCCGCACUUUCCUCGUUCGAGUCCACCGACUCCGACUGGCAGCAUGCAGGCAGCGCUCUGUCGAUGAUGUUUUUGCGGCGGGUCGCAAUCAACGAAGUUUGCGGCAAUGCGGCCAUAAAGGCUUUGGAUCCACAGUGGAGGGUGGCCCUUGAGAUGUCAGCGUCAGCUUUCACCGGUCUCAAACUGGCGAAGGGCGUGGCCAGCCUGAUUUCAGAGCGUCAUGAUGGCAUGUGGCCGGGCUGUCUUGCACUGCUGGAGAUGCAUGGAAACAGGGACGUCUUUAGCAUCGGCGCAGCCAUGACGGAGCUGCAGAUGCAGCAAGAGUGGCACUUGGCACUCGACCUGUUGCAGCAGGCGUUCUUUCGAAGCGUACAAGCAGACGGCUAUGUUCACAGCCUCGCUGUUGUCACUGCUUCAACCCGAACAUGGGAGCUCGGGGUUGCCCUUGCAAAGUCAGAGUGCUACGUGACAGCCGUGACAGUGGCAGAUGCCAGCCGUUCGUUGAGCACACUCCUGGCGGCAUGUGGUGAACAACUUGCCUGGCAAGCGGCAUUGACCCUGAUGGCCGAUGCCAAACGGCGGCGACUCAAUGAGAUAGCUUUCUGCGCAGGCAUUUCAGUUCUGGCUCGGGUGUCGUGGUCUUGCGCCUUGCAGCUUCUCCUGGAAAUGGAAGAGGAAUCUGUAGGCGCAGACGCAGCUUGCUUCAAUGCUGCCAUCAGUGCCUGCGGCUCGUCGGCAAGUCACCUGGUUCUACACCUUCUAGACGACAUGGACGCCAAGCGGCUCCGCCGCGACGUGAUCGGUUCCAGUGCAGCCAUGAGCAGCCUUUCCCAAGCAAGCCUUUGGGAGCAGAGUCUUGGCGUCCUGAAUUCAAUGGCUUUGACCAAAAUCGAAAGCAACUCCAUUGCCUUCAAUGCGUGCUCAAGCGAGCACCACCACUGGCAAAGAGCCGUUUUGUGCCUGAAGAACAUGGAAGAAGCAAGAGUGCCGGUGACCGAUGUUAGCAUCAGCACCGCCAUCGCCGCCUGCGAACGGUCAAUGGAGCACGAUGUAGGGUUAGCACUUCUCUGGCACUCCGAGGAUGCUGGGAUCUCACUCCCGAUCGUCACUUUUCUGGGGGCCCUCAGCAGGAUCGUGGUAGAGGACGCAGAGGUGAUCCAUGCUGCUGUGAGGGAGGCCGCAAGUGGUCUGGAGGUCACGCACUUGUGUCUAUGGCGUCUCUGGCGCUCAAUGGCACUACUUGGGGCCUUCAGUGAGCACUUCCAGGAGAAGCUGCUUGAACACACGCUGCAGGAAAUGCAUGGCUACGGCACAGCUGAUCUUCUGGAAGUGGCUUGGGGGGCAGCAGCCUUCGUGUCGCAGCCGGGUCAUCAGAUGCUCUGGGAAGUUCAACGCCAGCUUUGGCAGCAGCUGCGGACCGGCCCUGGACCGCCGCCAGAGCCGCGCUGGAUGCAAGACGUCCUGGGCAUCCUUCGAGCCUCGAGUUUGCGACACGUCCUCUCCAUGCGGACGCUCACCGCCGCCAGCGCCGCGCUGCGCCGCGCCGGGCGCCAGCGCGACCGGGUGCGAGGCCCCUGGACCGGAAAGAUGGCGAUUUCCAAGCGAAAGGAGAGUGGAAAGGAGCCCGAGAUGUAUCCGGCUGUGGAGCUUGAGCUUGAAGACCGCUUGGUGGUGUCGAAGCCAGUAGACUGGGAGGUCUACGACGGAAGCACCGAGCACCAGCUUUCGGACUUCCUGAAGGAGGCGUUUGCAUACAAUGCACCCAUCCUAUCAGACCCAGCCUUCGGCUGCGGAUUCCUUCAUCGCUUGGACGUGCCAAGUUCCGGACUCCUCUUGCUGGCGAAGGGAUACGAGGCCUUCCUCCACCUCUCCGUGCAGCUCUCUUCCAAUCGGCUCCUGAGAGACUACAUUGGCCUGGCGCACGGUUGGCAGCGAUCGCGGGACAUCCAGGCCCAGCUUUACUGGAGGACGGCGCCAACGACCCGAGCAGGCGGUCGUGGGAAACCAUCCUGGACCAAGGUCAAGUGCGUUGAGCACGGAUCCGUGUUGCACACAUCGGUCAGCGUUUUGGCGAUUGAAAUCAUAACGGGUCGGCAGCAUCAGAUCCGCAGCCACAGUGCGCACAUCGGUCAUCCACUACUUAGAGAUGGCAAGUAUUCGAGCACAGCGACCUACACUUCCGACAUGGUUAUUUCUCGUCACAACUGCUUGCAUCGGCAUCGCCUCGUGUUCUAUGACAUUGCAGGGAGACGGCACAUCGUCACUUCUCCACUGAAUUCAGAGCUGGCGUCCAUUCUGGAGCAGCUCGUGGGCAAGGCCGAGGCUUCGCGAGGAAUCACUGAAUUGGCAGCUCCGUCUGACCGUUCUUGA
This is a messenger RNA of Symbiodinium necroappetens, 2994 nucleotides long. The record is from the annotation of a GenBank genome assembly. Lineage: Eukaryota; Dinophyceae; Suessiales; Symbiodiniaceae.